CAAUAAUUGUAUACACCAUUAUCUGACUCUAUUAUCCGGGUUCAUCUGCGACCUGACAAAAGUCCAUAUUCGACAUAUCAAGACCAAUGGCGUCUGUCGAAACCUAUACCAUGACACCGGCGCCAAUUCUGGCGGGACCAAUCCAGCCCAAGGAGACAGAAGUCAGCCAUGGAAAGAAAUCGACCUCGUCAACAGGAAAGAUUGCCUUUGACCCUUCCAAGCACCUGUCUCAGACCGCCCCUUCCAAAGUGUACAGCAUGAAAGAGCUCGGCUACUCGGACAGCCGAGGUGUUUCUCCCGUGGGAGUCUCCGAGCCUUUCCCGUUGUUCUCUGCAGAAGCCAUUCAACAGAUGCGAGAAGAGGUUCUCAGCGAUGAAGUUUUCAUGAAGCAUAAGUACUCUAGCGAUCUUGCUCAGUGCCAAUUGCGAGGAUAUGCGGCAGAAUGCGCACCGUUCAUCUAUGACGCCUGGAAGAGCCCGGAGACGCUGGCAAUCAUCUCAAAAAUCGCCGGUGUUGAUCUCGUUCCUGCCAUGGACUUCGAAAUUGGCCACGUCAAUAUCUCCGUUCACAGCGAGCAGGAGAAGAACGAAGCUCUCAAAGCGGUCAUGGAGAAAGCGACUCGCCAAGCAGACGAAGGCGUGGCCGGCUGUCCUUGGGAGGACGAAGACCCGAUCGUUGAUUGGCAUACAGACAGUUAUCCCUUUGUCUGCGUGACUAUGCUUUCCGACUGUACGAACAUGAUUGGUGGCGAGACAGCUUUGAGAAAGGGUGACGGGGAAGUGGUGAAGGUCCGAGGACCACAGAUGGGAUCUGCCGUCAUUCUUCAGGGGCGUUACAUCGAGCAUCAGGCACUCCGUGCUUUGGGAACAACUGAGCGGAUUUCCAUGGUCACCUCUUUCCGGCCUCGCGCUUCAGCCACCAAAGAUGACACCGUACUUACAACAGUACGUCCAAUCUCUAAGCUUGGCGACUUGUACCACCAGUUUGCGGAGUACCGCUUUGAGAUCCUCGAAGAGCGCCUGCGAGAUGCCAACCGAUUCAUGCGUGAUCAGAGACGAGCGACCAGACCUUUCAAUACCCGCCUGUUGAAGCAGUUUAUUCGAGAACAGAUCGCGUUCUUGGAGCACAUGGACAAGGAGAUUGUUGAAGAUGAUAAAGUUAUCAAGGGUGUUACUGAUGAUAGCCACCUGGUAUCGGAAGAUCUCAAGCAGCGGCGUUCCAAAAAGCGAAGCUUUGCUGCUGUGGAGUAGAUCUAAACAGCUACUCAUGUGGAUGAAUGAAGCGGUACUAAAUUG
Messenger RNA from Aspergillus uvarum CBS 121591, 1295 nucleotides. RefSeq lists its product as uncharacterized. The transcript has 4 exons. Lineage: Eukaryota; Fungi; Ascomycota; Eurotiomycetes; Eurotiales; Aspergillaceae. The coding region runs from base 111 to 1250 and encodes 379 amino acids. The record is from RefSeq and is a predicted model, not a curated record.